UUCUGGUUUUCCAAGAAAUUGACUGGUGUCCAGAUAACGGAAAUUUCUAACAUAGAAAAUAAAAAAGUAUAAUUUUUUUCUUAAGUUUUGGAGCAAAAUUUUGGAUGUACUUAUUUUUUUUCAAAGUGUUUGGUAGCACUCAUUCAAUCUAGCAAAUGGCAAAGAUAUAAUAUCUUUGCGGAUGGUUUGUGUCGAGUGUGGACCAAAAACAAGCACACAAGCACGGUCACAUGGACACGAUGCCCAGAAACCUUAGCACGUGGAGUUGGUCGACUAAAAUUGUUACACUUGUUAUGAGUAUUAAUUAAUAUUCACAUAAAAAUAAAUCGAAAUAAUGAAACAAGACGCUCACCGCCCUGGUGCGUUUAAGCAGGUUAACAAGUCUCAUAAAACUGGCAGACAUCGCAGUAAGGGUGCUAUAAAUAGUGAGGUUAAAGGUAAAGUGAAUGUAAAAACACUGUCAAAACGUAUAAAAAGUGAACUGGGAAAAGAGGCCAGACGGCAUCAAGCACAGCAAAUCCGCCAAAACAAGCGAGAUGAGGUUUUGCAGAAGAAACGUCAUUUUGGAAGUGCUGCCGCACCCCCAUCUUUGAUUGUUUUAAUUCCUCUACAGAAAGAUAUAAACAUUCAAGAUGUCUUAACGGUCCUAAAAAAUGCUGACGAAACUACAAGUAUUGCUCACAGUCCAUGCGGAGCCGUUCAUCUGAGUAUUCCGAGGUUUAAACAAAGAUUUUCCAUUAUUGUACCUCCGGUUGGUGAUAUACUUUCAACGCUGGAUGCUGCUAAAGUUGCGGACACAGUGUUGUUUCUAAUAUCCGCAAAAUCUAACAUUGACAGUGAGGCGGCGGAAGAAAUUAUUGACUCCUGGGGCGAAAAUAUUAUAUUGAGUGCUCGCGCUCAAGGAUUACCCACGACAAUAGUCGCUCUCACAGAUUUGGAUAAUCUUCCACAAAAGAAGCGGCAAAAGUAUAAACAACUCGUUGAGCAUAAGGUCUCCAAAUGGCUUCCAGAAGAGAAGAUUUCAGUUUUAGACAAAUCGGUGGACGCACUAAAUACUUUACGCCGAGCUGGAUCUCAAAAGCAAAGAACUGUAUUUUACCGAAGCAAAAGACCUUAUUUGCUAGCAGAAAAAUUAAAGUAUUCUCAAGAAGGAUCGGAGGGUCUUGGAACGUUAGAAGUGACUGGAUAUUUGAGAGGAAAGCCUUUGUCCGUGAAUGGUUUGGUCCAUUUGCCAGGGUUCGGAGAUUUUCAAAUGAGUCGUAUCGAUACUCCUGAUGAUCCUUAUCCCCUCGAAAAGGGAAAAAGGAAGACUCAAUUGAAUGGAGAGAAUGAGCCAAUGGACGGUGAAGUUGAAACGAAAAUUCUUCAGACUGCAGAUCCGAGUAAACAGGAAUCCCUUCAAGCAGAGAACAUGCCAGAUCCAAUGGAUGCUGAACAAACUUGGCCCACAGAGGAGGAACUGAAACAGGCGGAAGCUCAACAAAAGCGCAAGCUCGUAAAAGUUGUUCCCAAAGGAACUUCUGAGUAUCAAGCGGCUUGGAUUCCUGACGAAGAUGCUGAGGGCGUGGAUGAUGACUUGUCUGAAUCGGAGGACGAGAUUUCGGUUGAUGAGGGAAUGUCAGAACCUGAUAGUGAACAAGAAAAUGAUAAAGAGGAGUACGAAACGAUGACGAUGUCCGAGGCUGCGCACGACGAGCAACGAUACGACGAAGAGUUGGAUUUGAUGGAGGAAAGACAGGAACUUGAGAAAAUACAAAAGGCGAAGUUGGACGCGGAAUUCCCGGACGAAGUGGACACGCCACAAGAUAUGCUUGCAAAGCUUCGUUUCCAGAAAUACCGAGGUCUGGAAUCCUUCAGGACGACGCCCUGGGAUUCAAAAGAAAAUUUGCCGAUUGAUUACGCAAGGAUAUUUCAGUUCAAAAAUUUCGAUCGAACUCGAAAGAGGAUUUUGAGGGAUAGUGAAGAUGCUGAUGGAGCUCCGCCAGGUUGUUACGUUACGAUUCAUGUGAAGAACGUCAAUCUACAUCUGUUUCAAGCUCAUUGUAAUGCAAAAGACCGUCCACUGAUCAUUUUUGGCUUGCUACCACACGAGCAAAAAAUGUCGGUUUCGAACGUUAUCUUGAAACGCACAGGGGAUAAUUUAAAACCGAUUAAGUCCAAGGAGCGCUUAGUUUUCCAAUGCGGAUUCAGAAGGUUCGCGGCUUGUCCGAUUUUCAGUCAACACACCAAUGGAAACAAGCACAAGUAUGAAAGAUUCUUUCAACCGGAAAGUACAGUUGUGGCGAGUAUGUUUGCGCCAAUCACUUAUUCUCCUUGUCCUGUGUUGUGCUUUGUAGAAAAGGCAGGCGAUGAACUUGAACUAAUUGCAACUGGAAGCAUUUUAUCUGCAAAUCCAGAUAGACUUGUGAUAAAAAGAGUCGUAUUGAGUGGACAUCCAUUUAAAGUUCACAAACAUUCGGCAGUAAUUCGUUUCAUGUUCUUCAACCGCGAAGACAUAAGCUGGUUCAAACCUGUCCAGCUAACUACGAAAUAUGGACGGAGGGGGCACAUCAAAGAACCGCUAGGAACCCACGGCCACAUGAAGUGUCAAUUCGACGGCCAGCUCAAGUCACAGGACACUGUUUUGAUGAAGCUCUACAAGCGAGUCUUUCCCAAAUGGACUUACGAGACCUUUUUAUUGACGGGCUCAUCGCCCUCCAGUGGCGCCGUCGAUCAGGAGAUGGAGUGAACUUCAUUGAAGAUUAAAUUUUAAAACACAAAAAGCUCGGCUUGGUGAAAAAUGGAAUGAUUUUUUAUUUCCAGCAAAAGAAAAAAUCCUAUAAAUUAAAGUAUUAAGUUUAUUUCUUCUAUAACUUCAUAUACGCGCUGCCGAGCGUCUUUGUUCCUUUUUGUUUUCCGACGCAUCGGAACGAUUUCUUUUCUUUCCUUUUUUUUUGUUUUUGUUUUUACACAGAGUUCGCGUCUUAGAAAAUAAAGUACAAUAAAUAAAUCUACUGCGCA
This is a messenger RNA of Belonocnema kinseyi, 3000 nucleotides long. It is a transcript of the gene Tsr1, whose product is annotated as pre-rRNA-processing protein TSR1 homolog. The transcript is spliced from 12 exons. Bases 335 to 2728 code for a protein of 797 amino acids. The record is from RefSeq and is a predicted model, not a curated record. Gene Ontology annotation, cellular component: preribosome, small subunit precursor; nucleus. Gene Ontology annotation, biological process: ribosome biogenesis; endonucleolytic cleavage of tricistronic rRNA transcript (SSU-rRNA, 5.8S rRNA, LSU-rRNA); maturation of SSU-rRNA from tricistronic rRNA transcript (SSU-rRNA, 5.8S rRNA, LSU-rRNA). Gene Ontology annotation, molecular function: U3 snoRNA binding; GTPase activity; GTP binding. NCBI's taxonomy places the organism in Eukaryota, Metazoa, Arthropoda, Insecta, Hymenoptera, Cynipidae.